Messenger RNA from Suillus clintonianus, 3361 nucleotides. Its product is annotated as TPR-like protein. The transcript has 2 exons. Lineage: Eukaryota; Fungi; Basidiomycota; Agaricomycetes; Boletales; Suillaceae. Bases 206 to 3154 code for a protein of 982 amino acids. The record is from RefSeq and is a predicted model, not a curated record. Gene Ontology annotation, molecular function: protein binding.
AUUCCUGUAUACGUGGCUGUCACCUCAUGCAUGUAAGUGUUAGUUCCUAUGAUUACAUACACAAGUUCAGCCAUAUCAUCUCAUAUCAUUUCCUCUACAGGUUUCAGUGCUCGAAUUUCUUGUUGUUUUCGCCCAAUUGCGCUCUUUGGCUUCAUUCUCCCUAUCUUCUUGUCAAUAAUCGUGUAUCUUGAUUACGAUAGCACAUAUGGCGGACAGGGUGGAAAAGUGUCGAGCGGCCUUGCAGAGCUGUCCCCCCGGUCAUUCUAAUCAAUCAACGUCUCUCAGCAAUCUUGCCAUCAGCCUUCAAAGCAGAUUCAAGCAGCGGGGCGUCCCGUCUGACCUUGAUGAGGCUAUCGAGCUUCAUCGGGCUGCACUACUCCUUCGUCCCCCCGGUCACCCCGAGCGAUCAGCGUCUCUCAACAAUCUUGCCAACAGCCUUCGAAACAGAUUCCAGCAGCGGGGCGUCACAUCUGACCUUAAUGAGGCCAUUGAGCUCCACCGGGCUGCACUACUCCUUCGUCCCCCCGGUCAUUAUUGUCGAUCAGUGUCUCUCGACAAUCUUGCCCUCAGCCUUCGAAACAGAUUCAAGAAGCAGGGCGUCCCGUCUGACCUCGACGAAGCUAUCGAGCUCCAUCGGGCUGCACUACUCCUUCAUCCCCCCGGUCAUUCUCAGCGAUCAACGCCUCUCAACAAUCUUGGCAACAGCCUUCAAAGCAGAUUCAAGCAGCGGGGCGUCCCGUCUGACCUUGAUGAGGCUAUCGAGCUCCAUCGGGCUGCACUACUCCUUCGUCCCCCCGGUCAUUCUAGUCGAUCAGUGUCUCUCGACAAUCUUGCCCUCGGCCUUCGAGACAGAUUCCAGCAGCGGGGCGUCCCGUCUGACCUUGAUGAGGCCAUCGAGCUCCAUCGAGCUGCACUACUCCUUUGUCCCCCUGGUCAUUCUGAUCAAUCAGCGUCUCUCAACAAUCUUGCCUUCGGCCUUCAAAACAGAUUCCAGCAGCGGGGCGUCCCGUCUGACCUUGAUGAGGCUAUCGAGCUUCAUCGGGCUGCACUACUCCUUCGUUCCCCCGGUCAUUCUGAGCGAUCAGCAUCUCUCAACAAUCUUGCCAGCGGUCUUCAAAACAGAUUCAAGCAGCAUGGCGUCACAUCUGACCUUGAUGAGGCCAUAGAGCUCCAUCGUGCUGCACUACUCCUUCGUCCCCCCGGUCAUUCUGAGCGAUCAACGCCCCUCAACAAUCUUGCCAACGGUCUUAAAAACAGAUUCAAGCAGCAUGGCGUCACAUCUGACCUUGAUGAGGCCAUAGAGCUCCAUCGGGCUGCACUACUCCUUCGUCCCCCCGGUCAUUCUGAGCGAUCAACGCCUCUCAACAAUCUUGCCAAUAGUCUUCAAAACAGAUUCAAGAAGCAGGGCGUCAUGUCUGACCUUGAUGAGGCCAUCGAGCUCCAUCGGGCUGCACUACUCCUUUGUCCCCCCGGUCAUUCUAAUCGAUCAACAACUCUCAUCAAUCUUGCCAACAGCCUUCAGAACAGAUUCGAGCAGCGGGGCAUCCCGUCUGACCUGGAUGAAGCAUUCAGGCUGUAUGUGGAACUCCCCUACCUAUCUCAUGCAGUCUCUCAUAGGGAUCUUACUGCUGCCAAGUCAUGGGCCACCUCUGCUGAGGAGAGGAACCAUGACUCUGCAAUGCUUGCCUAUCUAACUGCAUUGAAAUUCCUAGAUCAGCAUGUUACUAUAUUGUCAUCAUCUUCUCCACGUCAUUUUGAUGUCGUCAGGACGGCUAUUGCUUCGCUUGCCAUGGAUGCCUUCUCGUGCAGUGUUCGUCAUGGUGCGUUGACAACUGCUGUGGAAAUGGUGGAGCAAGGCCGUGCAGUAUUCUGGACCCAUUUGGCACGCUUACGCUCACCGCUCAAUGAACUUUUGCUAUCCGGUGACACGGGUGCAGCCUUAGAGAAAGAGUUCAAGCAGCUGAGCUUUGGCCUUCGUAGCGCGUUCAAUCAGUCUACUGAAGAGCCGUCCCCACAAAUCCGACAACUGACCGUGCAAUGGAAUGAUGUCGUCUCCCGCAUCCGCAUGCUGCCUGACUUUUCUCGGUUUCUCCUGCCCCCACUGUUUUCCGACCUCCAGAAAGCCGCUGAGGAAGGUCCUGUCGUCAUCAUCAAUGCAAGCCGAUAUGGCUGCGACGCCUUGAUCAUCUUCAGCGAACAAGAUCCUGUCCACGUUCCACUCGAUAUUCCGCAGACUGAAGUCUCCGAGUUGUCUGCGGAGUUUCAGUCCCUCACAGAACAAUUUGGUACUUCUAAUUAUCAAAACAAGCUCGCAAGCAUCCUCCGCAAGCUUUGGGAUUGUGUUGUUGACCCCGUGGUCCAAGCUCUUAGGGCAUCUAACAUUCACCAUGGCUCGCGUAUCUGGUGGUGUCCCACUGCUGAGUUCACGCUUCUUCCUCUACAUGCAGCAGGACCGUACGAGAAGAACAAAGACAAUUUAUCUCAGAUUUAUAUCUCCUCUUACACCCCCACUUUGGCGACACUCAUUCGGGCGAGACGGGUUUCUCAAGAGGUGUCUGCACAACAUUUUGUUGCCAUCGGUCAAGCGAAUCCGGACAGAGGGAAGGAACUCCGCCAUGUCGCUCCUGAGUUAGCCAUCGUCGCUCAGCGUCUCGGGCCCGUCGUCUCCUUCACAUCACUCGAGGAUAGCGACGCAACAGUCCAGGGUGCACUUGAUGCAUUAAAUCACAAUCAGUGGCUUCAUCUAGCUUGCCAUGGAAUGCCAAAUCGGGCACAAUCAUUUGAUUCUUCCUUCGCAAUGCGCGAUGGGCCGUUGAUGAUCAAGGACAUUAUCCGGUCUAACUGGCAGAACCCGGAGUUUGCAUUCUUAUCGGCUUGCCAUACUACUGUGGGCCAUGAAAAGAGUCCCGACGAGUCGAUACAUCUCGCUGCGGCGAUGCAAUUCGCCGGAUUUCGCAGCGUGAUAGGUUCCAUGUGGUCUGUCGACGACGAGGUUGCACGACAGGUUGUUUCCGCUUUUUACCGCAACCUGGUCGAUGGCUCAGGGAGAUUGGACUGUACACGGGCUGCUAUAGCAUUGCACAAGGCUGUGAAAUCGUUGCGCAAGAAGAUUCCACUAGAACAGCAGAUCGUGUUUGUUCACAUAGGUGUCUAGUUUGAUUGAUUCGUCAUGUUAUCGCAUUUUCUGUUAUCCUGAUUGCUUUCAUUCCCUCGUCCUACCUAGUAGAUCUCAGUUAUUCACAUCAUGUCUACACGAUACUUUUGUUUUUGCAUUGUGUUCAAGUACUGCAAGAUGAUGGGCUCAUAGUAUUGAUCCAUUCGGCAAACUGUUGAGAUUGGCUGUAAUGUGUUUGUUAUUACC